Messenger RNA from Gasterosteus aculeatus aculeatus (three-spined stickleback), 3099 nucleotides. It is a transcript of the gene elk1, whose product is annotated as ETS transcription factor ELK1. Gene Ontology annotation, molecular function: sequence-specific DNA binding; DNA-binding transcription factor activity, RNA polymerase II-specific. The record is from RefSeq and is a predicted model, not a curated record. Gene Ontology annotation, biological process: cell differentiation; regulation of transcription by RNA polymerase II. NCBI's taxonomy places the organism in Eukaryota, Metazoa, Chordata, Actinopteri, Perciformes, Gasterosteidae. Gene Ontology annotation, cellular component: nucleus.
CAAGUUCUACAAAUAAGGUGUUUUAUGAGUACAAAUCUAUUAUUUUGGAAUUGAUCAUCGGAAGUGUGGUUUUGUGACCGCUGGCUACCUUGAGGAGGGUAAAAAGUAGCGAGGAGGGCGUUCGGCUCCAAACAGGAAGAAAACUGGCAAAACACACCGAAGCCGCGGACGACUCGCUUCGUUAAACCGACAACAAACAACCGGGAUUAUUUUACGGUUGCCUUUCCAUCCGCGUCGGAGGUCUAUGGACGGUUUCCGGUGAACUCUUAAACCCGCAAUGAGCAGCGCUGUACGGGGACCGAAGUGUGGCGGGGGUGGGGGCUGUCAGAGCAGCAGGCUAGGCUAAACCGAACCGACGUGACGGUAGCUGGUUCUUAACCUGACAGGAUGAGACGAGAACGCGUUAGCAUGCUAGUGUUACCAUUCAAGGUAGCUAAUUAGCUACUUAAGCUAAUUAGCUACUUAAGCUAAUUAGCUGCGAGCGCUGCUGAAACAAACUCCCCUCCGGUUGGUGUGCUGAACUUUUAAGUGUGUCCAUUAGCUUUGGCUUUAGCAUGGAGGCUCCGCAGCCUGGCAACGGCGGCAGCGGCAGCCCGGAGCGGUUACAUAAGAACGGCGGGGCGCGGGAGAAGCUGCGGAACGUCACCUCAUUGGACCGGCUCUGACGGCUGACCGCCCCCCCAACACACACACACGCACACACACACAGGUAACGCAACAACAAGCAGCAUGGAGAAUGUUCGCUAGAACACAACACGGGGCGUAAGAUGGGAGUCAAACCCGCUGAUUAACGCCAUGGACCCCUCCAUAACGCUGUGGCAGUUCUUGCUCCACCUACUGGAGGACCAGCAACAGCAUCACCUGAUCUCCUGGACGGGAAAGGACGGAGAGUUCAAGCUGCUGGACGCUGAGGAGGUGGCUCGCCUCUGGGGCCUCCGCAAGAACAAGCACAACAUGAACUAUGACAAGCUGAGCCGGGCCCUCCGGUACUACUACGACAAGAACAUCAUAAAGAAGGUGAGCGGUCAGAAGUUUGUUUAUAAGUUUGUGAGUCAGCCCGAUCCCGCAAUGCAUGAUGGGAUACGUAACGUAGACCAGAGCCAGAGGACGGACACCGCCGACCCCGUCAGCCUAUCAAAAUGCCCGGGGGGCGUGGCCUCACCCUAUGCAUCAAAGAGCUUAUCCCAGCGUUCGUCACCCGGCUCCCAGAAGAGCUCCCGUAACGACUACAUGAAGUCCGGUCUCUACUCCACCUUCACCAUCCAAUCGCUGCAAGCCUCUCCCGACCUGCGGCCAAUCAAAACAGAGUUGCCACCGCUGCUGCAGCAGGACUCCGCCUCCAAGGCCAGAGUGGUGUGUGUACAGGCAGAGUCCACGUCGCCCCCAUCAGGAGGAGGAGGAGUUGAGUCCUCCCUCCAGGUGAUUGUGACUCACCCGUCUCCCUGUGAGAGCCCAGCUCUAAGCCCACAGAUACCAGCCAGCACCACCAGCCAAUCAGAGAAUCCUCUUGGUCCUCCAGUGGGCGAGCCUCCUCAGAUUUACCUCACCAGAGUCGGAGAUCCGUCGUCCCUCAUCCCCCUGGGGGCUGCUGGGGGGGUGGUGAGUCCUUUGCCUCCCCCACACGUAUUGAUGGGUCCCCAGCAGGACGACUUUGGGGGGGCCACCAAUCACCAGCCCGUCUAUGUCAUCAUCAACCCUCCUCUGAACCAGCACCAGUGUGCUCCUCCCCUGGUCCGCCCUCCCCCCGCCCCCAUCGCCAUUAAGGAGGAAAACCUGUUGUCGGAGGAGGAGCUGCUCGAGAUGGUGUCUCUGGAGGAGAAACGGGUAGAGGAGGUCCCUCAGCUGAUCUGUGGCCCUGGAGAACCAGAGCCCUCCCUCACCAUCACGGAGAGCCCGCCCCCUCCCUGCAUGGAGCCCGGGGUCGGAGGUAAGCGAGGGCAGGACACGCCCACAGAGCCUACAGCCCCCCCGGUGACGACCUCCUCCUUGACAGCGUCUCCUCCUGUGACCUCCGAUGCUGCUCCUUCGAAACCCAAGAAGCCUCGCGGCCUAGAGCUGCCCUCCUCCCCCUCCCUCCCCCACGGCCUCUCCCUGGAUAAGGUGAAUGCUGCUGUGAACAGUCUCCUGGCUCCUGGAUCAGCAACCAACAGCCUGACGCCCUCUGUCAUCACCUCCCAUGCCCUGACCCCUGUCCUCCUCACUCCUACUCCUCUCCCCUCCACCAUACACUUCUGGAGCACGCUGAGCCCUAUCGCUCCUCGCUCUCCAGCCAAACUGUCAUUUCAGUUUCCCACUAAUGGCAGUAAUCAGAUCCACAUCCCGGCUCUCAGUGUGGAUGGUCUCUCUACCCCUGUGGUUCUGUCCCCUGGCCCCCAGAAGCCCUGAGUCCCCUCCGAAGGUUCGGAGGACAACUGGAUAUCCAAUCCAACCAGGAACCAUGUUGUUGCUUUUGGGAGAUUCGAUUGGCGAAGGAGUAAAGAACUUCUUCCUCUGCUGUAGUGAGAACAACAGAUGUUUCUCUGGAACCCUGAACGCGUUGUGAAAAGUGGACCAGACAAAUUAUUUUCUUCUUCUGCGGAUGCUGAAACGGCCGUAAAGGGCGUUUCCACCAGUCGCUGGAUUAUUUAUUGGCGAGUUUCCUGGAAUUAUUCCUCUCCUGACCUUUGAACCCGAGCCUCGUUGAUGUGCAUGAGGAAACCUUUUUUUAUUUUGCUCUUUACCGUCUGUUUUAUAAGAAAAUGUUUAUUUAUAUCGGUUUCCCGGUUCCAGCUGUGGGUAUUUGAAUGAAAAUCCUCAUCGAGGCUCCGGAUUGGUCGCUACCCGGUGACUAAAGUUAUUUUGCUUCGCUCUCAUUGGCCAAUUUUUCAAGGCCCGCCUUUCUCUUCUUAUGCAUGUUUUGUUAUUGGACUGGAGUCCUCAGCGAUGUUUUUGAACAAAAGGAGGGAUAUGAUGACAGGUUGUAUAUUUUCUAAAAGAAGUUUUGACAAUUUGAAAGAGGUUUCAUUUUUAUUGAUGAAUGACUGCAGAUCUCUUUAAUUACCGAACAUCAGUCUGUCUUUCCACGUUGUUGCUGAACGCAUUAAACUCGUUUCAAUGUUC